Malania oleifera is the source of this 2058-nucleotide messenger RNA. Its product is annotated as calnexin homolog. Gene Ontology annotation, cellular component: endoplasmic reticulum; endoplasmic reticulum membrane. Bases 93 to 1724 code for a protein of 543 amino acids. The transcript has 7 exons. Gene Ontology annotation, biological process: protein folding. Gene Ontology annotation, molecular function: calcium ion binding. The record is from RefSeq and is a predicted model, not a curated record. Lineage: Eukaryota; Viridiplantae; Streptophyta; Magnoliopsida; Santalales; Ximeniaceae.
GAGAAUCUGUAUAUGAAUGAAUGCGGAGGACUUCCUCCUGCUGCACUAAAGUCUAAAGCCGAAGCCGUGAAGGUUGAUUAGUAAUAGUAGAAAUGGGAGAGGGGAAACCAGUCCCUCUGCAGUCUAUGAUGCUCUUGCCCUUGUUCAUCAUAGCUUCUUGCCUCACCUCUCAGCUCUCCGCUUCUCAUGAUACGAUCUUUUACGAGUCGUUUGACGAAGCAUUUGAUGGCCGCUGGAUCGUGUCUACCAAAGAAGACUACAAAGGUGUAUGGAAGCAUGCCAAGAGUGAGGGACAUGAUGACUAUGGGCUUCUUGUGAGUGAGAAUGCUAAGAAGUAUGCUAUAGUGAAAGAACUUGAGGAGCCACUGAGUCUUAAGGACAAAACUGUUGUCCUACAAUUUGAGACUCGCUUCCAAAAUGGACUUGAAUGUGGUGGUGCAUAUCUAAAAUACCUCCGAUCUCAAGAGGCUAGAUGGGAACCCAGAGAAUUUGAUAAUGAGUCUCCUUACUCUAUCAUGUUUGGACCUGACAAAUGUGGAUCCACAAACAAGGUGCACUUUAUCCUCAAGCAUAAGAACCCCAAGAAUGGGGAUUACAUGGAGCAUCAUCUCAAGUAUCCACCAUCUGUCCCAUCUGACAAACUAUCUCAUGUAUACACGGCCAUUUUGAAACCUGAUAAUGAGUUGCGCAUUCUGGUUGACGGAGAGGAGAAGAAGAAGGCGAAUUUCCUUUCAAAUGAAGAUUUUGACCCACCAUUAAUUCCUCUCAAGUCAAUUCCAGAUCCUGAUGACAAAAAGCCUGAGGACUGGGAUGAGAGGGAAAAAAUUCCUGACCCAGAUGCAGUGAAGCCAGAUGAUUGGGAUGAGGAUGAACCCAUGGAAAUUGAAGAUGUGGAAGCUGUAAAACCUGAAGGAUGGCUGGAUGAGGAGCCUGAGGAGAUAGAUGAUCCCGAUGCAUCAAAACCAGAAGAUUGGGAUGAUGAAGAGGACGGUGAAUGGGAGGCUCCAAAGAUUGAAAAUCCUAAGUGUGAGACAGCUCCUGGUUGUGGCGAGUGGAAGAGGCCAAUGAAGAGGAAUCCAGCUUACAAGGGAAAAUGGCAUGCUCCUCUCACUGACAACCUGAAUUACAAGGGAAUUUGGAAGCCCCAGGAGAUACCGAAUCCCGAUUAUUUUGAACUUGAAAAACCUGAUUUUGAGCCUAUUGCUGCCAUUGGUGUUGAGAUUUGGACAAUGCAAGAUGGUAUAUUAUUUGACAAUAUUUUGAUAGCAACUGACGAGAAGACUGCGGAGUCCUACCGAGAGACUGCGUGGAAGCCAAAAUUUGAUGUAGAGAAAGAGCAACAGAAGGCUGAGGAUGCAGCUGCUAGUCUUCCAGAAGGUCUCUCUGGCUUCCAGAAGAAGGUGUUUGACCUCCUGUACAAGAUUGGGGACAUUCCUUUCUUGAGCGCAUACAAGCUUCAAAUUUUCGAUCUCAUUGAAAAGGGAGAGAAGCAACCAAACUUUACCAUCAGCAUCCUUGUCUCCUCUGCAGUUGUUAUCUUGACAGUUUUGUUUAGGAUCAUUUUUGGUGGGAAGAAGCCAGGGAGUGUCACCAAAGACGCCAAUGGCACUGGGGUGGUUGAGACUUCAAAUGAUGAAGCAACCAACCAAGAAAAGGAAGCAGAGAAUGAUAAGGAAGUUGCUACUGCUCCUCGCAGGAAGCCUCCUAAUAGACGUGAAAAUUAGGGGACGGAAAAUUAGAAAGCAGAGAAGAGAGGCUACUUGUUCAACUUUGGUCAAUUUUUACCGGUGUCAUUUCCUAGGCUCAAAUCUUGUUAGAGAUCCUGUCAAUUUGUUCUUUUCUUUUUUAAAGCUUGGUUUUCUAAAUUUGAAGUUGCAUGUUAGUGUAAAUCAGGUUGUCAUGUCAGGCUGCUGUUUCUUUUCCAGCGCUAUUAAGUAAAGAUCCAUUGGACGAGUGAAAGAUUAGGAAGCUUGUAAAUUUUGAAAAUACCUGGUGAAACAAGAUGAGUAGAGCAGUUCCUGCUUCAAAAUUAUAAGACACAAAAGGGUAUCUUUUAUA